AUGAUCCCUCCCAUCAACUUCAUCUUCAAACUGCUCCAGCAGCGGUCUACGGUCCAGAUCUGGCUGUAUGAGCAAACAGAAACCAGACUGGAGGGAACCAUCAGAGGAUUCGAUGAGUUUAUGAAUUUGGUGAUCGAUAACGCUACAGAGGUCAACGAGAAGACAAGUCUGCGGAGAAAGCUGGGUCGGAUAUUAUUGAAGGGUGACAAUAUUACUCUUAUCUCGAGUCUGGAAGCCUGA
Myxozyma melibiosi is the source of this 240-nucleotide messenger RNA. RefSeq lists its product as uncharacterized. The transcript is spliced from 3 exons. Gene Ontology annotation, cellular component: U2 snRNP; U4 snRNP; U1 snRNP. Lineage: Eukaryota; Fungi; Ascomycota; Lipomycetes; Lipomycetales; Lipomycetaceae. Bases 1 to 240 code for a protein of 79 amino acids. The record is from RefSeq and is a predicted model, not a curated record. Gene Ontology annotation, biological process: spliceosomal snRNP assembly; mRNA splicing, via spliceosome. Gene Ontology annotation, molecular function: RNA binding.